AUGAGUAUUCUCGAACAGAUAGGCAACAUGGCCUCAAUGGCAGGACUUCCGGACCUACCGAAUAUGCCGCUAGCAGUCGCAGCUCCCGCUGCUGCUGCAACGUUUGCCUACCUGAACGCGAAGCUAGGGAUAUCGCAUGACCUGGGACUUAUUUCCAUAUAUGCAAGAUCACUUAUACGAGGAGCUCUUCGAGACAGAAGCAACAAGUGGAAUCAUUUCUACCUGCUGGAGGAAUUCGCUUUGGACCCAAAGAGGGCUAAGGAUGUCUUCAUCGUAUACCAGGGCAAGGAAUGGACGUACAGACAGACGUACGACACGGCUCUUCGUUAUGGGAACUGGUUUAGGAACGUUCAUAACGUCAAGCCGGGAGAGGUCGUUGCGAUUGAUUUUAUGAAUUCUGCAACGUUCAUAUUUAUCUGGAUGGGUUUAUGGAGCGUUGGCGCACUCCCUGCGUUUAUAAAUUAUAACCUGACGGCCGCUCCGUUGGCCCACUGCGUCAAGGUAUCGACUACAAGAUUGCUUCUGGUAGAUGACGAGGUCAGGGGCGCUGUUCCGCAGGAAUUAGUCGAACAGCUAGGCGCUCCUGAUUUCAGAGAGAAAGGUGGCCCUGUGGAGGUUGUAUUCCACGACGAGAGCUUGCAGGCCGAGAUCUUACAGAGUGAACCCUGGAGAGCUCCCGAUACGGAUAGACAAAAUCAAAUAAGGUCCGAUGCUGGUAUUCUCAUUUAUACAAGUGGUACCACAGGACUUCCCAAGGCAGCUAUCAUCUCCUGGGGCAAGCUACUGCUGGCAGGAACUUUUGUUUCUAGGUGGCUGGGGCUGUCGAAGUCUGACCGCGUUUACACGUGUAUGCCGCUCUACCAUUCAACAGCCGCUGUCCUUGGCUUUGUUGGCUGCCUGGCUAGUGGAACCAGUCUUGCCAUUGGCCAUAAAUUCUCAGCCUCCCAUUUCUGGGACGAUGUACGAGACUGCAACGCCACGGUUGUGCAGUAUGUCGGAGAGACUAUGCGCUAUCUCCUGGCCAGCCCAGCCAGGCGAGACCCUCAUACCGGUGAGGAUCUCGACAAGAAACAUAAUGUUCGACUGGCGUUUGGAAAUGGUCUGCGACCGGAUGUUUGGGAACAGGCUAAGGAGCGAUUUGGGAUCACAACGAUAGGGGAGCUUUACUCUGCGACCGAAUCGACGUCUGGAUUAUGGAAUCUUUCAUCCAACAGUUUUACUGCAGGGUCAAUCGGCCGGUCGGGUUCGAUUGCUGACCUUAUUCUGGGUAAUAGUGCGGUCAUCGUCAAGCUGGAUCAUGACACGGAGUUGCCAUGGCGAGACCCAAAGACUGGACUGUGUAAGAGGAUGCCCAGAGGCGAGCCAGGCGAGCUCCUGUACGUUCUUGAUGCGCAGAACAUAAAGGAUAAAUUCCAGGGCUACUUCAACAACCCAGGCGCCAGCAAUUCCAAGAUCAUACGGGAUGUCUUCAAGAAAGGUGACGCCUGGUUCCGCACCGGCGACGUCAUUCGCUAUGAUCCCGAGGGACGUUGGUUCUUCUCAGACCGCAUCGGUGACACGUUCAGAUGGCGUGGUGAGAACGUCUCAACUAACGAGGUCGCAGAGGUCGUCGGAUCUCACCCUCAGGUCUACGAGACGAAUGUAUAUGGAGUACUACUGCCUCACCAUGAGGGCCGUGCUGGUUGCGCCGCCCUGGUAAUGAAUGGAGUUGAUCCCAAUGCCGAAAAGCUGGAGCCGUCAGCGGCCUUCCUAUCCUCGCUAGGCGAGCAUGUCACCAAGAACCUGCCCAAGUAUGCAGCCCCGUUGUUCCUCCGUAUAACUCGUGCGUUGGAAAUCACGGGCAACAACAAGCAGCAGAAGACUACACUGCGGGCAGAGGGAGUUGAUCCUAACGUCCUCGAAAGCAAGAACAGCAAGGACCUGCUUUACUGGCUGAGAGGCAAGAUGUAUGUGCCUUUUGAGAAGAAGGACUGGGAGAAGCUCAAUGCUGGCCAGGUUAAGCUGUGA
Molecule: messenger RNA, 2007 nt
Organism: Microsporum canis CBS 113480
Lineage: Eukaryota; Fungi; Ascomycota; Eurotiomycetes; Onygenales; Arthrodermataceae
Product: fatty acid transporter protein
Exons: 3
Coding region: 1-2007 (668 amino acids)
Molecular function (GO): long-chain fatty acid-CoA ligase activity; long-chain fatty acid transmembrane transporter activity
Source: RefSeq, a predicted model, not a curated record